This is a messenger RNA of Erythranthe guttata (spotted monkey flower), 951 nucleotides long. RefSeq names its product protein yippee-like At4g27745. The record is from RefSeq and is a predicted model, not a curated record. NCBI's taxonomy places the organism in Eukaryota, Viridiplantae, Streptophyta, Magnoliopsida, Lamiales, Phrymaceae.
AUCCGAAUACAAUCAUAAAUAAAUGGGGUGGGUCUGUUUGUAGUGCUUUUUCUAAUUAAGCUUUCAUGCUAUGGAAAACGUAUUGUACAUCCACAUAUUGUUUUUCAUUUCUUUACUUUUUUUGGGUGGUGUUGGUUCUAUACGCAUAGACCAUAUAUUUUAAUGCCACCCUUCCAUGUAAGAAAGAGGUGGUCUUUGAUGAAUCUGUCAUUUUCAGAGCCAUAUAUUUUUCUUUCUUGAUUAAAACAUCAUAAUAUAUCUAUCUAUCUUGUUUCGAAUCAUCAUCAUCACUCAUCAAUAUUUUAUUAUAAUUGCACAAAAAUGUGUCAUCAUUUGUUAUUUCUUGUAAGAAGAUUAGUUAAGAAAUAAAGAGCCAUUUUGCUUUUGAUUCUCGAAUGGGGGAUUUGAUUGGUCCAAGGUUGUACAGUUGCUACAAUUGCAGAAACCAUGUUGCUCUUCAUGAUGAUAUCGUUUCUAAAGAGUUUCAGUCACAAAAGGGAAGAGCGUAUCUAUUUUCACACGCAGUGAAUGUGUUUACGGGAAGGAAAGAAGACAGGCAGCUGAUGACAGGUAUGCACACGGUGGCAGACAUAAACUGCAGGGAUUGCAAGCAGGUUUUGGGUUGGAUGUAUGUCAAAGCCUACGAGGAUUCUCAAAAGUACAAGGAAGGUAAAGUCGUGCUCGAAAAGUAUAAGAUUAUCAGAGAAAAUUAAAUCAUCUGCUGUGUGAGUGUGAUGGAUAAAGAUUUGAGUUUGUAUGAUGGAUGUACAAGUAGAGAGAAGAAAGGGAUGCUUGCUUCUUACAAAGAUGUCAACUCUUAAAUGUUAUCUAUCUUCUGUUGUGUAUUGUAAACUUGUUGAAUAACAACUAGUAAUUGUAACCGUGCGAUGCACGGGACAACAAAUUGCAUUGUCUUGAUGUUGUAAGAAUAAUGUAUUCGUAUGAUUAAAA